CAGAUCGUCAUUUUCUACACGUGUAAAUAUGAAUAAUCCUUUUUUUUUUAAUUUUUAAUAAAAAUAAACUAAAACAAAAUAAUCAAGUUAACUAGCAACCACUUUCUUAGUAACGUCAAUACAAACAUUUUAAACGUCAAUAUGGCGGAAGAGAUUGAGGUUAUUCUCGCGAAAUAUUCAACCCAAGAAUCAAGUAUAAAUGAGAGAUUAAUCAAAAAAAAAGAAGAGAAAAUUCAAAAACAUAGCGAGUUUAAAAAGGAGAGGCGAGAAAAACGCGAGAAAAACAUGGAAAUUGCCACUUUAAGAAACAAAGAGAUUAUUCAGAAUUUAGAAGCAACUAAAGGAUACUUACGAUCAAAAUCGAUUUUUAGCCCUUCCGAAAUGGUUUUCACCGACAUCUGUCGGCGAUACAAAGAAUCGCCGUCAUUACAGGUUUCUACAUGGCGCUGUAAUUUACGAACAUUUGUAUAAUGUAAUAUGAGAUAAUAACUUAAUCAUUUAACAUCAAACAUUUAUUGUUAUAAGAAUUUUUUAAAUCAAUAAAAAUUCAAAAUUAUCACAGCAA
Molecule: messenger RNA, 565 nt
Organism: Onthophagus taurus
Lineage: Eukaryota; Metazoa; Arthropoda; Insecta; Coleoptera; Scarabaeidae
Source: RefSeq, a predicted model, not a curated record